Phodopus roborovskii (desert hamster) is the source of this 1447-nucleotide messenger RNA. RefSeq names its product homer scaffold protein 2 (gene Homer2). Gene Ontology annotation, cellular component: dendrite; postsynaptic density; cytoplasm. Lineage: Eukaryota; Metazoa; Chordata; Mammalia; Rodentia; Cricetidae. Bases 353 to 1417 code for a protein of 354 amino acids. The record is from RefSeq and is a predicted model, not a curated record. Gene Ontology annotation, biological process: regulation of store-operated calcium entry; G protein-coupled glutamate receptor signaling pathway. The transcript has 9 exons. Gene Ontology annotation, molecular function: G protein-coupled glutamate receptor binding.
CGCGCGCACGGUGGUUGGGGGUUGGGGGUGCGCUGCACACACUGCCGCGCCCCCGGCUCCAGGCGGGCGGCGACGGCGGCCCGGGGGCCACGAGGUUACGUAAGGAGCGGGCGGGAGGCACCGGCGGCUCCGCCCGAUCGCGGCCGCCCAGCCCCCGCCCUCCCGUCCGCCUGCGCCUGGCGGCGGCCCCGACACCGGUAGAGGAGCCGCGCAGCGGGCGGAAUGGAGCGGCGCCGGGGCUGAGCCGGGCGCACUCGGGCCGCCGCAUGUGCCGCGCGGGGAGCAGCUGCCGAGCGGGCGGAGAGCGAACGCCAGGGGCCCCGUCGGAGCGGCCGCAGGAGCAACGCCGGAGAUGGGAGAACAGCCCAUCUUCACCACCCGUGCGCACGUCUUCCAGAUCGACCCCAGCACCAAGAAGAACUGGGUGCCUGCAAGCAAGCAGGCCGUCACUGUUUCCUACUUCUACGAUGUCACCAGGAGCAGCUAUCGAAUCAUCAGCGUUGAUGGGGCCAAGGUGAUUAUAAACAGCACCAUCACCCCGAACAUGACUUUCACCAAAACCUCACAGAAGUUUGGCCAGUGGGCUGACAGCAGAGCCAACACAGUGUUCGGAUUGGGGUUCUCCUCGGAGCAGCAGCUCACGAAGUUUGCAGAGAAAUUCCAGGAGGUAAAAGAAGCUGCCAGGCUAGCCAGAGACAAGUCCCAGGAGAAAAUUGAGACCUCAAGUAAUCAUUCCCAAGAAUCUGGGUGUGAAACCCCAUCUUCCACUCAGGCAUCCAGCGUCAAUGGGACAGAUGAUGAGAAGGCCUCACAUGCGAGUCCAGCUGACACACACCUCAAGUCUGAGAAUGACAAACUGAAGAUCGCCUUGACACAGAGUGCAGCCAAUGUGAAGAAGUGGGAGACUGAGCUGCAGACCCUGCGGGAGAGCAAUGCCCGGCUCACCGUGGCCCUGCAGGAGUCGGUGGCCAGCGUGGAGCAGUGGAAGAAGCAGUUCUCCAUCUGCCGAGAUGAGAACGACCGGCUCCGCAGCAAGAUUGAGCAGCUGGAAGAACAGUGCGGCGAGAUAAACAGGGAGAAGGAGAAGAACUCCCAGCUGAAGAGCAGGAUUGAGGAGCUGGAGUCUGAGCUCCGCGAAAAGGACAUGGAGUUGAAAGAUCUCCGAAAACAAAGUGAAAUCAUACCUCAGCUCAUGUCCGAGUGUGAAUAUGUCUCUGAGAAAUUAGAGGCGGCCGAAAGAGACAACCAAAACUUGGAAGACAAAGUGCGGUCUCUAAAGACAGACAUCGAGGAGAGCAAAUACCGGCAGCGCCACCUUAAGGGGGAGUUGAAGAGCUUCCUCGAGGUGCUGGAUGGAAAGAUCGAUGACCUCCACGACUUCCGGCGAGGACUCUCCAAGUUAGGCACAGAUAACUAGGCCUAGGUCAUGAGUUGCGAGUGUGUGUGU